This is a messenger RNA of Vanessa tameamea, 699 nucleotides long. RefSeq names its product general odorant-binding protein 72-like. The transcript has 5 exons. The coding region runs from base 130 to 600 and encodes 156 amino acids. The record is from RefSeq and is a predicted model, not a curated record. Lineage: Eukaryota; Metazoa; Arthropoda; Insecta; Lepidoptera; Nymphalidae. Gene Ontology annotation, biological process: olfactory behavior; sensory perception of smell. Gene Ontology annotation, molecular function: odorant binding; dibutyl phthalate binding. Gene Ontology annotation, cellular component: extracellular region.
CUGGACCGAAUGUAUAAUUCAUAAGGUAAACAGACAAAGUACUAACCUAAGAAAACAAAUACAUAGAUUUACCUCGUAAAUGACUACAAGCUAUAAUCAACUUGUCUUUAUAACUCUGGGAUCGCAUUUAUGCAUUCAUCUGUUGGCCAGAUUCUAAGCAAACUGAGUGAAAUGGUUCGAAAAGAUUUUUCUAUAUUCAUAGUUCUUACAGUUUUAGCCGCCGGUACCGACAGUAUGACAAGACAGCAAUUAAAAAAGUCAACUAAAAUGUUAAAAAAUAAUUGUAUGGGCAAGAAUGAUGUCACAGAAGAUAUGGUGGGAGAUAUUGAAAAAGGAAAAUUUAUCCAGGAAAAAAAUGUAAUGUGCUAUAUUGCAUGCAUCUAUCAAAUGUCGCAGAUUGUAAAAAAUAAUAAGUUAAACUACGAAGCUUCAAUAAAACAAGUGGAUAUUAUGUUUCCCGCGGACAUGAAGGACGCUAUGAAAUCUUCAAUUGAAAAAUGUAAAGAUAUAUCCAAAAAAUACAAAGACAUUUGUGAAGCGUCAUACUGGACAGCAAAAUGUAUAUACGACGACAAUCCUAAGAACUUUCUAUUUCCUUAAUGUAUUCAAAUUGAAUAUAUCACUAUUUUUUUAAUACUACUGCAAUGUAACUUUAACAAUAAUACCUAAAAAGAUCCAUGAAUAAAUAAUAGAUUGUAA